AUGCAAAUCACCACCAUCCUCUUCGACUGCGACAACACGCUCGUGCUCUCCGAGACGCUCGCCUUCGAAGCCUGCGCAGACCUCACAAACGAGAUCCUCGCCCGCCAGAACGUCUCCCAGCACUUCACCGGCCCGCAGCUCCAGGCCGAGUUCGUGGGGCAGAGUUUCCAGGAUAUGAUGAAAUCCCUCGCCGCGAAAUACGACUUUAAAACCCCCCUCUCCGCCGCCGCGCUGCAGCACUACGCCAGCAUGGAAGACGACCUUGUGAUCGCCAAGCUGGCGCAGAAGCUCACCCCCUGCGACGGCGCGAACGACGUGCUGGCGGAGCUGGUGCGGGCCCGGAGAUUCCACCUCGCGGUCGUCUCGGGGUCUGCGCUGCGCCGCGUGCGGGUGUCGCUGGAGAAGACGGGCCAGAGCGGGUUUUUUGAUAGCGACGAGGUGUUCAGCGCGUCGUGCUCGCUGGAAAUGCCCGUGUCGAAGCCGGAUCCUGCGAUCUAUCGGCAUGCGGUGCGGGCGCUGGGGCGGGUGCCGCGGGAGUGUGUUGCGGUGGAGGAUAGUAGGUCUGGGGUGCUGGCGGCGCGGGGGGCGGGGAUUCUGGUGGUUGGGUAUACGGGGUGUUAUGGGGAGGGGGAGGAGAGGGAGGAGAUGGGGAGGGUGCUUGUGGAGGCCGGGUGUGCGGUGGUGAUGGAGCAUUGGAGGGAGUUUGCGGGGUGUUUGGAGGGGAUUCAGAGGAUGGUUGAAGAGGCGUAG
Molecule: messenger RNA, 750 nt
Organism: Hyaloscypha bicolor E
Lineage: Eukaryota; Fungi; Ascomycota; Leotiomycetes; Helotiales; Hyaloscyphaceae
Product: HAD-like protein
Exons: 3
Coding region: 1-750 (249 amino acids)
Source: RefSeq, a predicted model, not a curated record